Molecule: messenger RNA, 1209 nt
Organism: Phytophthora sojae
Lineage: Eukaryota; Oomycota; Peronosporomycetes; Peronosporales; Peronosporaceae
Exons: 2
Coding region: 1-1209 (402 amino acids)
Source: RefSeq, a predicted model, not a curated record
AUGACGUUCCCGCUUCGGCACCAGCCAUACCCCACGAGAACCCUCGACGUCGGCGAGUCCAACCUGCUUCGACGCUUCACCAACACGCUCACUGCCGCCGCGCUCCACGACUACGACUGCUUCGUCAAAGACUGCCACGGAGACGUGACCAACGACACUCGAGACGCCUGGAAACUGGUCAAGCAUCGAGGCGGCUUGAACAUCUACCGCGACCACGCAGUCGACGCCACCUGCCACGACAAGAGCGUGGCCAUGGUCGAGGAGAACGGCAGAGUCUCCAGCUUCGAGCCGCCAGUUCCCGGCCAGAUUCAAGCUCUCCUCUGCACCGGGACCAUCUCCGGCACCCUGGACGACGUCAUGCACGGCGUCGUGAGCCCCACCGCAGAGGACGCGAUGCUCAAGAGCUCGUGCAUCGGAGACAACGUCGUCGACUGCUGCGUGCUGGCCUCCAUCCUCACGCCCACACCUCAAGACCCGUGGCGUAGCCUCACGCUCAAGUGGGCCGUGAACGCAGGCCCAGCCGCUGUCCGUCCUUUCGUCCGAGCUCGGGACUUCACGUACGUCAAGUCCACUGGCACGACGACAACCAUCGACGGAGAGCGAAAGAUGGAGGACCGCGAGCUCGUUCGCGGCAACGUCUCACUCUACCACGUCUACCGCCAGAAGAGCCCAAACACCGUCGAGGUGCACGUCCGCGCGUUCUGGCAGCUCAACGGCCGCAUGCACCCGGCCAUCCAGAGCUACUUGAGCGUCGAAGCGACGAUCUCCGUCGCCCGCAUCCGCAAGUGCUCGCAGAUGAAGAAGCUCGCGCAGCUCAGCGACAGCAGCCGUAGUCUGGACAGCGAGAUCGACCCGAGCUGUUGCAGUCUCUGCAGACGCUGGCUUGGGGGCUGCUUCACACUCGACAAGAGCUGCUCAGUCUGCCAGCGCGUCAUUUGCUGGCGUUGCGCAGACUCCAAGAAGCUGAGCGCGUAUUUCCCUCACAAGCGCCAAGUGGCCACGAAGCGGCAAACCGUUUGCUGUCGGUGUGUGCGCAAGGCGGACGAGAGCGUCGUCCUCCAGCUGCCGAAAGCUGCACAGCGUAGCAAGACGCUGUUUUCAUCGGCGCUGUCAACUGUCUCCACCUCGUCGCUCGAAAGUCGGGACUGGAACUGCAGCGAGCGCAGUCAAGUGCUGUCAUCAAGGCACUUGGACGCAGCGAGGGCGUGA